CUAUAUUACCAAACCCGAAACUAGAAAGUACCGUUAUCUAACUUUUAUCUCUCUCUCUCUCUCAACGUGCUCGUGCAAUUAAGCAAUCUGAAUCCAAGGUUGUAAUUGUAACUAGCUAAUAUGUCUUCUUCAUACCAUUUUCAAUCUCAGUCCUAUGCUCCAUCUGCGCCAGAACAACCUCCAUAUUCCAAUUACCAUCACACUUCUUCAUCAGCAUCAUCGAGUUUUCCACCAGGGACACCCCAUGACGUCAUUAGGAGCUUUCAGAUGGUGGAUAGGGACCGAAGUGGCUUCAUUGAUGAACGUGAAUUGCAGCAAGCUCUCUCUUCUGGAUUCCACCACUUCAACCUCAGGACCAUUCGUUUUCUCAUGUUCCUCUUCAAGAGUCCAAACCUACCCCUCACAAUUGGACCAAAGGAAUUUGCAGCACUCUGGAGUUGCCUUGGUCAUUGGCGAGGCAUAUUUGAGAGGUACGAUAAAGACAGGAGUGGGAAAAUUGAUCCAUUAGAACUCAGAGAUGCUCUAUAUGGUAUUGGCUAUGCUGUACCGGGCUCGGUUCUACAACUUCUGCUUUCCAAAUACGGUGAUGGAAGUGGUAGGAGGGUUGAACUUGGUUUUGACAGUUUUGUCGAGUGUGGGAUGAUUAUUAAGGGUCUGACUGAUAAAUUUAAGGAGAAGGAUACACGGUAUACGGGUUCGGCUACACUUUCAUACGAUGCCUUUAUGACUAUGGUCCUUCCUUUCCUUGUAUCUUAUGAUUGAUAAGUGAUGUUCGUCGGCAAGAUUUCCAAGUUCUUUGGUCCUACAUUCAAUUGAUUGUUUUAUGACUUUGAUUGUGAAUAAAUUUUUAGGGUGCAACGAUUUGUUAUAUUCAUUUGUGUUCCAGUAAUGCUCACAUACAUCUCAUUCAUUUACAUUUUUUUUUAACCAACAAGUUACCUAUUAUAGCUAAGGGGUUUGUGGCAAGAGAAGUGAUUAAGCGUUAGUAGGUGAGUGGUGAAAGUGUGUAUAUAGAAGAAUGUAUGUAUUUAAACUUUUUUCUCUUGUAAACAUUAUGUAAAAGAUGUGCAAGUUCCAAGAAUUUGUUUCAAUAUUUAUUGAUAUGAAUAAUUUUA
Messenger RNA from Glycine soja, 1115 nucleotides. Its product is annotated as probable calcium-binding protein CML48. The record is from RefSeq and is a predicted model, not a curated record. Lineage: Eukaryota; Viridiplantae; Streptophyta; Magnoliopsida; Fabales; Fabaceae. Gene Ontology annotation, molecular function: calcium ion binding. Bases 121 to 762 code for a protein of 213 amino acids. The transcript is spliced from 5 exons.